AUGUCCGCAGGUGGUGACUGUGGGAGCGGGUGUAGCGGCGGUAUGCGCGUGGUGUUGGCGGCGCUGACGGCGCUGGCGGCGCGCGCGCUCGCCGGGCCUCAUGAGCACCGCGCGCGGCACCACGCACCCGAACACCCCCUCCACUUCCCCGCGCCCGCGAACCCCCCGCAGCCCUACCGAGGCCACGGCGAGGCCGUUCGCUACAACCCCGAACUCGACACCAUCCUACCCCGCAUAGAGGAUCAUGAAACCUCCUCCAAGCGAGCUAAAGUAGAAGACGCGGAGACUUCAUCCAAACGAGAUGACGACCGCUUCUACUCCAACCAUGAGCGAACCGAAGGUGAUGAGUUCAUGGCUGACGAUCCCCAGCUAGGACCAGAGGAUGACGAUCCACUCAUCGUCCGCACUAGGAAGGGAAGAGUCAGAGGUAUCACUCUCACCGCCGCUACAGGCAAAAAAGUAGAUGCCUGGUUCGGUAUACCCUACGCGCAGAAACCCAUAGGCGAUCUGCGAUUUAGACACCCGAGACCUGUUGAAAGCUGGGGUGCUGAAAUACUCAAUACGACGACACUGCCACAUACAUGCGUCCAAAUUAUAGAUACGGUGUUUGGAGAUUUUCCCGGUGCAAUGAUGUGGAAUCCCAAUACAGAUAUGCAAGAAGAUUGCUUGUAUAUUAAUAUAGUAGCACCUAGACCCAGGCCUAAAAACGCGGCCGUCAUGCUGUGGGUGUUCGGGGGUGGUUUUUACUCCGGAACUGCAACUUUGGAUGUAUAUGAUCCAAAAAUUCUUGUUUCGGAAGAAAAAAUUGUGUACGUAUCCAUGCAGUACCGAGUUGCCUCUUUAGGAUUUCUCUUCUUUGAUACCCCCGAUGUACCUGGUAAUGCUGGAAUGUUUGAUCAGAUUAUGGCAUUGCAGUGGGUAAAAGAUAACAUAGCUUACUUCGGUGGUAAUCCACAUAAUAUUACUUUGUUUGGUGAAUCAGCGGGGGCAGUUUCAGUUUCGUUACAUCUUCUAUCACCUCUUUCAAGGAACUUAUUUUCACAAGCUAUAAUGCAAUCAGGAUCUGCAACGGUGCCUUGGGCUAUAAUAUCUAGGGAGGAGAGUAUUUUAAGAGGCACACGCUUAGCAGAAGCUGUUCAUUGUCCACAUUCAACAAAAGACAUGGGUCCCAUGAUCGAGUGUUUAAGAAAGAAGACCGCCGACGAACUUGUAAACAAUGAGUGGGGUACAUUGGGGAUUUGCGAAUUCCCAUUUGUUCCAAUAAUUGAUGGAUCUUUCUUAGACGAAAUGCCAAUAAGAUCCUUAGUUCAUCAGAACUUCAAAAAGACAAAUAUUUUGAUGGGUUCAAAUACAGAAGAGGGGUAUUAUUUUAUUCUCUACUAUCUCACAGAACUUUUCCCUAAAGAAGAGAAUGUUGGUAUCACAAGAGAACAGUAUUUGCAAGCAGUGAGAGAAUUAAAUCCUUAUGUAAGUGAUGUUGGGAGACAAGCUAUCGUGUUUGAGUAUACCGAUUGGCUAAAUCCUGAUGACCCUGUAAAGAACCGCAACGCAUUAGACAAGAUGGUUGGGGAUUACCACUUCACGUGUGGAGUUAACGAGUUCGCUCAUCGAUACGCUGAGACUGGGAAUAACGUUUACACUUAUUACUAUAAGCAUAGGAGCAAGAACAAUCCGUGGCCUUCGUGGACGGGGGUUAUGCAUGCAGAUGAGAUAAACUACGUAUUUGGAGAACCACUGAACCCCGGUAAAAAUUAUUCUCCUGAAGAAGUAGAAUUCAGCAAGCGCUUAAUGAGAUAUUGGGCCAAUUUUGCUAGAUCAGGAUAUUAUAAAAAUAUCAUGACACUCGAUAUUGAUCGCUGA
Diatraea saccharalis (sugarcane borer) is the source of this 1860-nucleotide messenger RNA. The record is from the annotation of a GenBank genome assembly. Lineage: Eukaryota; Metazoa; Arthropoda; Insecta; Lepidoptera; Crambidae.